GGGAGGCAGAGGAAGACGAGGGCUCGAAAACGAGGGAGGCAAAGUGAGAGAGGUGCGGAGACGAGGGAGUGAGUGGGUCUCCCCACCCGUAGUGCGAGGAGCGCUUCCUUGGGGGAAGGGCACGGCUCGGAGGCCUUUAGCCGUGUUCGCCGAAAUCUUCCGUGGGGCGGAGCAGGAGAAGCGUUGUGAAAGGGACCCUAAGUUUCCAAAUUCUCAUGAAUCAUCUCCUAUCCUCCCGGCGUCAACUCAUCACCACAAAUACGCGUUGCGCCCAACUUUUCGGUAAGCUGACUUCAUCACUGAUUAAUCGUCAUGUUUCUCCGGCUCCAAACCCCACCAAUCAUCACCCUGUGACGCCGCACCUCACCAGCCUCAGCCGCCCCCUGCGGCCUGCCUCACUUGGGCACUUCCCCCUUCUGUCCUCCUCCUCCUGCGACAGCUCGUGGCAGCAAGCUCUGCUCAACAGAGCAGCUGCUCUGUACGGGCCGGUCGGUGAUGGAGCGGCACGCGGGCAUGGCGUUCCUGGACCUGGUGGCGAAGCAGGUUGACCCGGGCGCGCCGGGGUUCUGGCGCGACUUCCUGCUGGGCAUGCUGAAGCCGGUGGCGGCGACGGCCGUGGUGGCCAUGGCCGUCGCGCUCAGCUUCUCGCAGCGCCUGGGGCUGGAGGGCGAGAUGCUCUACGCCACCGCGCGCGCCUUCCUCCAGCUCUCCGUCAUCGGCUUCGUGCUCCAGUUCAUCUUCACCCAGAAGAACGCGCUCUGGAUCCUCCUCGCCUACCUCUUCAUGGUGACGGUCGCCGGCUACACGGCGGGCCAGCGCGCCAAGCAGGUGCCCCGUGGGAAGUACAUCGCCUUCGUCUCCAUCCUCGUCGGCACCGCCGUCACCGUGCUCCUGCCAGUCCUGCUCGGCGUCUUCCCUUUCACCCCGCGCUACAUCAUCCCCCUCGCCGGCAUGAUAAUCGGGAACGCCAUGACCGUCACCGGCGUCACCAUGAAGAAGCUCCGGGAGGACAUCAAGAUCCAGAGGGACCUGGUGGAGACGGCGCUGGCUCUGGGCGCGACGCCGCGGCAGGCGACGCGGCAGCAGGUGAAGCGGUCGCUGGUGAUCGCGCUGUCGCCGGACAUCGACAGCGCCAAGACGGUGGGGCUGAUCACGCUGCCGGGCACCAUGACGGGGCUGAUCAUGGGCGGCGCGUCGCCGCUGGAGGCCAUCCAGCUGCAGAUCGUCGUCACGUACAUGCUCUUGAGCGCCUCCACUGUCAGCAGCAUCCUCUCCACCUACCUCUGCUGGCCGGCAUUCUUCACCAAGGCCUUCCAGCUCGAUGACAAGGUAUUUGCAGACUAGGGAGGAUGCUUUUGCGUUGCAGGGAAACGAAAAACUGUAACUUUUGGCUUUGGGUGAUGCUGAAUUUCUGAGUUUGUUCAGUGAUAUGAGGUGGGAACAGGACUGUAUUUACUUUCAGCGUCAAUUUUGGAUGGUGAAUUACUGAACUGUGACCAUUAUUAUUGAUGCUGUUUAGAGAUUGCAAGCGUCCCUGUCUUUCCUGACAACAUGCUCAA
Molecule: messenger RNA, 1559 nt
Organism: Sorghum bicolor (sorghum)
Lineage: Eukaryota; Viridiplantae; Streptophyta; Magnoliopsida; Poales; Poaceae
Product: UPF0014 membrane protein STAR2
Exons: 3
Coding region: 496-1344 (282 amino acids)
Biological process (GO): response to aluminum ion
Source: RefSeq, a predicted model, not a curated record